This is a messenger RNA of Vicia villosa (hairy vetch), 872 nucleotides long. RefSeq names its product pathogenesis-related thaumatin-like protein 3.5. Gene Ontology annotation, cellular component: extracellular region. Bases 20 to 736 code for a protein of 238 amino acids. Lineage: Eukaryota; Viridiplantae; Streptophyta; Magnoliopsida; Fabales; Fabaceae. The transcript has a single exon. Gene Ontology annotation, biological process: defense response. The record is from RefSeq and is a predicted model, not a curated record.
CAAACUAAUACUAUCUCCUAUGGCAUUGAAGCACUUGUCCCUUAUUUUCAUGCUCUUCUACUCAUUAGGAGUGGAUGCAACUAUUUUCACUCUGCAAAAUAAAUGUAGGAACACAAUGUGGCCAGGGAUCCUAACAGCAGCAGGAAAACCUCAACUCAUUGAUGGUGGAGUUAAGCUAAAACCAGGCCAAGCUAUUAAUGUUACUGCACCGAGAGGUUGGUCCGGCCGUGUCUGGGGCCGGCGUGGAUGCACUUUCAACAGCUUUGGUAUCGGAAAAUGCAUCACAGGAGACUGCGGAGGCAAACUCAGAUGUGCUGGAGCCGGAGGCGUACCACCAGCUUCACUGGCAGAGUUUACACUAGACAGUCCAGUGGGAGAUUUUUACGAUGUUAGCCUUGUUGACGGUUACAACUUUCCGAUCUCAAUCAUUCCCUUAGGAGGAUCUGGAAUGUGUAAAGCAGUUAAAUGUAUUUCGGAUUUGAACAGAAACUGCCCUGCCGGAUUGGAGUUGAGAAACAUUAAAGGCCGCGUUGUUGGUUGUAAGAGCGCUUGUAUGGCUUUUCACAAGCCGGAAUUUUGUUGUACCGGUGUCUUCAAUAGUCCGAAAAUGUGUGCGCCAAGUAUCUAUUCAAAGGUGUUUAAGGCUUCAUGUCCUAUGGCUUAUAGCUAUGCCUAUGAUGAUGCUACCAGCACUUUCACUUGCUAUGGAGCAGAUUACUUAAUUAGGUUUUGUUAGAUAGGGAAGGAGUUGAUAGACAUUGCGCAGAGUUGUCUCAAGUGUUUGGAGACCCUGUGUAGCUUAGGCGUAGUUACUCGUGCCAAAACAAAUAAAGAUCAUAUUUAACCACGAUGUAACAUGACAAAAUUUUAUG